Lecanosticta acicola is the source of this 1422-nucleotide messenger RNA. Lineage: Eukaryota; Fungi; Ascomycota; Dothideomycetes; Mycosphaerellales; Mycosphaerellaceae. The record is from the annotation of a GenBank genome assembly.
AUGUCCGGCUCGCCGCCGAAACCGUGGGAGAGAGCAGGUGCCGGCGGCUCUUCUGGUAUGCCACUCACCACACCACAAUACCGGUCAUGACUGACAAACAAUGUAGCUGCCGUGCCUUCGACAGCAACAACCACCGCCACCGCGGCGACGCCGACCUCAGCUGCGCCCGCACUACCUGCCCGAUCAGAUGCCCUGAACGCCGUUGCGACACGGACAGCCUCAAAUUACUCCACGCCUCUCAACCGGCCUUCUCCAUACUCUUCGCCAUACGGCUACGGCGGGAUGUCUUCCUACAGCUCGCCCUAUAAUCGUUUCGGCGGCGGUAUGUACGGAGGAGGCAUGUACGGCGGCAUGGGUGGUUAUGGAGGCAUGGGAGGCAUGGGAGGUAUGGGCGGCAUGGGAGGCAUGUACGGCGGUGGCAUGUAUGGACCGCAAGGACCCGGACAGGAGCAGAGUCUUACGCAAACAUACCAGAACAGCACACAAGCGACGUUUCAGAUGAUUGAGAGCAUUGUGGGAGCUUUCGGUGGGUUUGCGCAGAUGCUGGAGAGCACAUACAUGGCCACACACUCAAGCUUCUUCGCUAUGGUUAGUGUCGCCGAGCAGUUUGGAACUCUGAAGCAGACGCUGGGGAGCGUAUUGGGGAUCUUCACAAUUAUGAGAUGGAUACGCGCGGCCAUUGCGAAAUUGACAGGCAGACCUCCACCUGCAUCUUCGAAGGAGCUGACGCCUGCCAACUUUGCGGCUUUUAGCGGGAACACAAUCGGACCAGAUGGACAACCUCAGCCCAAGCCAAGCAGGAAACCAUUUAUCUUCUUCGUCGUUGCGGUGUUUGGGCUGCCUUGGCUGAUGGGCAAACUCAUCCGUUCAUUGGCAGCAUCUCAAGAGCAAGAUCAGCAGCGGCAACUUACCAAUUCACCCUUCGGCGCGGUCGGCGAACAACAGCCCCUAGAUCCAAGCAAACUGGACUUCUGCCGUGUCUUGUAUGACUACACCCCACAAGCCCAACCAGGGCAAGCUUUCCAAGAAGGCAUCGAUCUUGCUGUAAAGAAGGGAGACCUCGUCGCUGUGCUUUCCAAAACAGACCCGAAUGGUCAAUUAUCCGAAUGGUGGCGGUGCCGUGCACGAGAUGGCGGUGUUGGAUACCUCCCUUCCCCAUACCUCGAGACGAUUCAAAGGCGGCCACAACAAGGACAGAUCACAGCUGCGAAGAGCGCACCUGGCAGCGAAACCAACUCUCGCGUCAACACCAUGACCGCAAGCUCUGCUGGUAGUAGAGCCAAUUCGAUGAAAAUCACGGAUCGAGAAAAGGAAGAAAUCAAGAAGCAGACUCCGGGAGUAAAAGAGGCGCCGCCUUUGGUUAAGACCAAGCAGGGUGAGGCACCGAUUGAGAGUUUCCAGCGGGCGGCUUUCAACUCGUAG